Molecule: messenger RNA, 3411 nt
Organism: Candidozyma auris
Lineage: Eukaryota; Fungi; Ascomycota; Pichiomycetes; Serinales; Metschnikowiaceae
Exons: 1
Coding region: 1-3411 (1136 amino acids)
Molecular function (GO): protein binding
Source: RefSeq, a predicted model, not a curated record
AUGGGUCUCUUCAAGAAGUUCAGAUCUGACGAGAAGCGCUCGACCUUGAAGACAGUGCCUCCUUCUUCGUCCACUUUGAGUGUUCCGGCCAAAUCGUCCUCAAACUCAGAGUCCUCUGGUGAAACGUCUGAGUUCUCCCUGGCCACAUCCCAGCUGUCUCAUUCGUCUCAGGACACCAAUAAACGACACCUGGAUCUCAUACCGAGGAAACCUCCACCGGCAGCCACCGCUGCUGCUGUUUCCCAAUUGCACAGACACCUGCUUCAACCUCGGAUUAGUCCGGGAUCAGCCAUUGGCCCUACUUCUGGCACAGGCCAAUUGGCCCGAGGCAGAGCCCUGAUGCCACCUCAGCAGAGCGCUACCGUUCCCAAUAGCCCAGCUCACACUGCCUUUGGCGGUGCUGGAGCUGGUUCUGCUGGCACUCGCAGAGUGUCUCACCUGGCAUCCACGUCAAUGCUGUCGACGGUGCCCAUGCCGUUCUACCCAACGACACAGCCCGAUGACUCGUUCACAUCAGCGUCAACCUCAGCAGAAACUCUGGCUGAUCUGGCGCUGGACGAAGAUGAGGCAAAGCAGCAUCCAUACUACGACCAGUGGAAACAGUACUACGCGGCAAUGGCCGGGUACAAGGGCCCACGCCAGCAGCAGUACGCCUACCAGUAUCCACCGCAGCAGUACCAGCCUCCCAGAACGGCUUCAUCUUCGAGAAGAGCGUCUUUCGCAGGCGUCAGCACGGGUCCUUACCAGCAGGGCCAGAAUGGUUCCCUCUCGUCACUUUCCCAUAAUAAUCUCAACGGCCUUGCCAACGGUGCCAAUGGCGCCAACGGUGCCAGUGGUCUCCACGGCCUCAACGGCUCUGCUAACCAGAGCACCUGUAGCAUUCCAGCAAACUCAUACAUGCAUUAUUACCAGGCCCACGAGGCUCGGGGCGUGGAGAACAGCGGCCUUGUCCGCAACUCUCGCAUGUCCACUUUGAAGCUGAACAGGUCUUCUUCCGCCCCCUCACUCGCUAAUGCACAAGAUCCGAGAAACGUCAAGAACAGGGCCAUUUCCGUGAACGUUACAACGCCUGGCCUGGCACUUCGUCCUCCAGAUGCUCUCGAGGAAGAUGAUGCUCUCGAGGAGAACAGUGCUCCUUUGGAUGGCGAUUCGGCCGUUCCUUCGGCUUUGGCUGAACCCUCUACGAAAACUGUGUCUUUUGGGUUGGCGGCCAUGGCCAACCAGGAAGGUGAAGUUGGUGAUUUUGAACCUGUCAAGCCACCUGGGCUCAAUUCUCGCACCCACACAUCCUCAACCUUGGAGUCUGCUGUUUCCACUCUGACCAACGAGCAGGGAGAAACCCCUGGUCCACUUGUUAGAGAGGAUAGCGCGAUCUCUGAUUAUGGCAAGUACCUUUUCAACAGCACCCUCGACUCCAACGACCAGGAUGACACCGUUGGGGAGCCUAGUGGAGACCAGGAUAUGAAUGUCAUUGAUCCCGGUGUGCAUGCAGCCAUUUUGGCUGCAAACCCAGAGCCCCCAGCAUCGCAUAUCAGUCAUAAUAAGUCUUCCAGCGUCUCAAGAAAUGACUCAUGUACUUCGAAGUCAAGCUACAACUCCUUGCAGAGCGAAUCCAAUUUUAGCGUGGGCCGCAAGCCCUCAAGAAUAGCUACUCAGUCUGAGCAGCAAAGAAAGUUGUCUCGUACCCAGGGAGCAGACCGCCGUUUCCUGAAGCAGAGAGGCUUUAGACCGCCUAUGCCUGGUCCUCCUCCUCCAAUAUUCACUGGUCUGCCUGGAAUGCCUCCUUCGCCUUCUUCCUUGACAUUUGGCUCUCCCAUGAUGCCAUAUGGCGGAAGCACGGAGAAUAUUCCUCCAGAGGGCGCCGCAUUUCAACUUCAACAGAUGCAGCAGCAGAUUCAGCAGCUCCAGCAAAUGCAACAACAGCAGAUGCAAAUGAAUAUUAAUAUGGGCAACCAACGCAACAGCAGAGUGAGUCUCUCACCCCAACCUCAGCCACGCUCCUCUGAUCCAACAAUUAAUGCUAAAAUCGAAGAGUUUAUCCAGCUUCGCCAGACAAUCGCUGCUGGGCAUAAAACCUUCGACUUCAGGUUGAAGUGGGCCAAGAUGUUGAUCACCGCUGUCAAUUACAAGCUUUAUGCUUAUGUGAACAUCAAGGGUGACAAUGUUCCUAGUGAGCAUGCGGCUAUGAACAAACUUACGUUUGUUAAGCUGGCCGUAACGCACUUGCAAAAAAUGUUGAAGGAGCUUGAUGUUGAGAAGCACACCCCUCAAGAUAGAAGAAUAUUUGCUGAAGUAUGUUACAUCCAUGGUUGUUUGCUUAUGCACGACUACGUUCCCAAGUAUGAGCAAGACUUCAAUAUUCAGCAAGACAAGGAUGAGGCUGACCGUUUUUUUAGAAAGUGUUUGGAGCUCAACCCAUUGUUCUUUAGGGCGCAUUACAGGUUGGCCGUCCUUUUCGAAGAGGAUCAGACUGAAGAGAGCUUCGAUACUGCAUUAUAUCACUACACCCAAGCUGCUAAAUUGGGCUACAAUCGUGCAAUUUACCAAGUUGCUUUAAUUUACUUGACUGUACCAAAGUCUCGUCUGUUGAAGUUCUUCAAGUACUUGAAGAGUCUUUCGGAUAUCGAUAUGGACUCCAAAGAUAUCAAGUUGAGUCCGGAGGAUCGUGAAGAGUUGGAGGAAGUUUCGGGAUUGGCGUCAUUCCAGUUGGCUAAGAUUUAUGAGGGGAUCUAUCCUGGUGAUUUGACCCCAGAUGAUGAGUUUGUUCAGUCAUCCUUGGAAGUGGCACCAGUUAAUUAUGCAAAGAGUUUGAGCUACUACAACAGAGCUGCCAGACUCCAUUGUCUUCAGGCUCAGGUCAGAUUGGGCCACAUCUACGAGAAUGGAGACUUGAACAGGAAGUAUAAUCCAAACAAGUCUAUCCAGUGGUUCAUCAAGGCUGCCACCUCCCCGUUGAAGUUCAAGCGUCACCCUGAGGCAAUGCUUGGGUUGAGCAGGUGGUUUUUAAUUGGAACAAAUGGUCUGAGUAAGUACAUCCCCUACCCAGAUCCUCAAGGUUCCUUAAUGUGGGCGGAGAGAGCCUGCAAGGAGUUUAGUUUCCCCGAGGCCUUCUAUGCCAUGGGACAACUUGCUGAACAAGGGCUCGCCCAAGGAGACCCACAAGAAUGGUACAUGGAAGCAUACAAUCUUGGUUUUGCCGAGGCAGCAACAAAAUUGCCAGGCUACCAACCGCCAGAGGUGCAUGACACGGCUGAUGUCGAAGCGCCUCUCGAGGAAGCUACUCAUGAAGAAGCUACAUAUGUUCAAAAUACACAGGGAGUGGAGCCUGUGGCCGACUUUGACGGUACUCAAGAAUUUGUGACUUCUGAGACCCGUGGAGUUUGCUUCGAUGGAGUUGCUGCUACUAAAUGA